AUGCGCAAUUACCAACUUGACACGCAAAAUGUCGCAGGAAACGUCAAACUGGAGGUGAUUUACGAGGCUAAUCCUUGCUUCGCUGGUGAAUGCGUUCAGGCAGUAUUGCGGCUGCGGCACCUAGGAUCGCCACAAAUUAGAGACCGCUUAGACAUAGAAAUGCAAGCCCUUAAACAAGGUAACGAAGAAAGUUCGGAUUCUGCAGAGGACGGUGGAAACCAAGGCCUUAUGAGCACUUUCUUUCGUUCCUUCAAUAAAGAUCAAAAGGCGCGCGAGGUCCAGAUACGGCAGAAAAGGUCUCGGCUUGAAAAGGAUCUUGAAUUCCACAGAAGCGUCAGUCUUACAUCAUGCUACGUUCAGAUUUUUGGACUCUUUCGCUACGACCCAGAGACACUAGCUCCCCUGCAAUCAGACAACUCCGGGAGUAAACUUGUCGGAACAGGUUCGCUUAAAAUAUCUGGAAGGAAGAAAUCUAAUUCGGAGGGUUUAGGAGGCAUUCUGUUCGCAAACCUAGAUGAUGUGGCUCGUGAAUCCAUGACAGGCAAGAAGCAGGAACUUCAAAAGAAACCGAUACUACUUGUUCCCCAAACCCUUGUAUUUUCAGAAAUAAUGCUUGAACCAGGAGAAGUACGCUCCUUCCAAUUCAGAUCCCCGAGACUACCCCCGGACUUGCCUCCAUCAUACAAAACCUCGAAAAAUUUCAAGAUCCAAUACUACUUGAAUUUUGGGUUGACUAAGAUAGGCUCUAAAGGUCUUACACCAUUUAAUACAGAUUUCCAGAUACACGUGUGUCCUUUCGUCGACGCCCAAAUUCGGCAAUUCACUUCUAAACUAGAUGCCGGUAUCACCAUUUUAGCGCCUGGGCGCGUCAAGGAAGUUAAAGACGCCCAACGCUCUCGCAGAAAAUCCAGUUCAUCCAUACUUUUGAGGCGAAGAAGCUCAGCCCAGUCUGUAAACUUCUCAGAGUCCGUUAGCGAAGGUCCCAAGAUUAGUAAAGACCUGUUUAAAAAACUGAUACAGAGCCGUUUCUCUUCAGAUGAGUUCAAUGAUGAUAUAGAGGGCUUAGUGGAUAAAAUAAUGGAGUGCCAAUUUGAAACCAAUAACUAUGAAAGCUCCGAAGGGGAGGAUACUAAUUCCUCGCAGCCGCAAGUACGAAAAGACAUGGGUUCGGUACGUGAAAACCUCAAUCAGCUUUACAAUGGUACAGCUGACAUCACCAACACCGAAGAAAAUGAAAAUGAAGCCCAGAAUGGCUCCACAGGUCCGUUGCCCCAGAUAAAAAGCCUUCAGAAGGAAUUCAUCAUAAACCGAAAUGGCGAGUUCGUGGGAAAAGUUCGCUUGGCCAAUUCUUUUUACACAACCUCCGAUGACAUCGACUUGGCGAUUGAUCUCGCCAACGAGGGGAGGUUCAAAAUAUCUGCGGUAACAACAUCGCUGAAAGCUUUCGAGCUAAUAAACCCUAAGUAUGCAACAGAAGCUUUAUCCGCAAGCAUCAAACAACAGGGCCAAGUCAUGGACGAAAAUAGGGCAAUCUGCUUCGAGGAAACUCCUACUCUGCAUAUAAAAUUAUUACCUCAUAGGAGUCCUACCAAUCAAAUUACCAGUCAGUUCAGGACAGAUGUUUUUCAAUUCAAAUGGAUGCUUUGCCUGAAGUUCGUUCUACUGAACAGAGUUGAAAACGAAGUUUUUGUUGAAGAGUUUUACGGAGACAAAAAUGGGUCUCUGUCUCACGCGAAACAGUCGUUAGAUGGUGAGGUGUUUUCCUGCCACAUUCCCUUAACUAUAUUGCCUUCAUCCAAGAACUUUGGCGCAUGGUAA
Molecule: messenger RNA, 1818 nt
Organism: Lachancea thermotolerans CBS 6340
Lineage: Eukaryota; Fungi; Ascomycota; Saccharomycetes; Saccharomycetales; Saccharomycetaceae
Gene: RGP1
Product: Rgp1p
Exons: 1
Coding region: 1-1818 (605 amino acids)
Biological process (GO): retrograde transport, endosome to Golgi
Cellular component (GO): Golgi membrane; Ric1-Rgp1 guanyl-nucleotide exchange factor complex
Source: RefSeq, a predicted model, not a curated record